AUGAAAUUAAUUGGUACAUUCUUCAACUUGUUUUUCCUAGCCGGGGCAUGUCUUUUGCUCAUUUUUAUCGUAUUGUCCGGCUCAUCAAGACAUUUCCCAUUGAACAAGUUCUAUUGGUUAGAAGCAGACACUACCAACAUCUCCAAUUCACCAGCAAACACAUCAGCUUGGACUUUCUGGGGUGUAUGCGACAAGAAUGACUACUCCAAAUGUCUUACUGGUCCUGCUUACCCUCUUUCCCCCGAGGACAACUUUGACACCACAACAAACAUUCCUCAAGAUUUCUUAGACAACCAAUCCACUUACUACUACUUGAGCAGAUUUGCAUUUGCCUUUUGUUUAAUUGCAUUGGGCUUUAGUGGAUUGGCAUUCAUCAUUGACAUUUUGGGCUUUUGUUUCACAAUUAUUGACAAGGUUGUCAUGUUUCUUGUUACUGCUGCCUUAUUUUUCGCUGCUGCUUUUGCCUCAUUUCAAACUGCAGUCACUGUAUUGGCCAAGAAUGCAUUCUCAGAUGCUGGAAGACACGCCACUGUUGGUGCCAAGUCGAUGGGUAUCAUGUGGGCGGCCUUUGUUUGCUUAUUGAUUUGCUGGGGAUUGACUUUUGCCGCUAUUAUCAGCAACAGUUACAGGAAACAUAUGGAGAGAGUCAACCAAAACAAACAAGAAAAGGAACAAGGAUACGGUUAUAACGAUGAUGCUGCUGGUGCUCAUGGCCAACAAGGAUAUCCAAAGGGUGUUGCUGCUUCUCGUGACGAUUCUUCUUUUACUAGAGCCCACGUUAGAGAUGAAGAUGAAGAAGCAAACAAUGGCGGAAUCAGAUUCUUUAAGAUAAAGAGAAACCAAAAGGUCGUUGAAGAUGAGUCUGCUUAA
This is a messenger RNA of Lodderomyces theae, 870 nucleotides long. RefSeq names its product Sur7p (gene SUR7). The record is from RefSeq and is a predicted model, not a curated record. The transcript has a single exon. The coding region runs from base 1 to 870 and encodes 289 amino acids. Gene Ontology annotation, cellular component: cell cortex; membrane raft; plasma membrane. Lineage: Eukaryota; Fungi; Ascomycota; Pichiomycetes; Serinales; Debaryomycetaceae. Gene Ontology annotation, biological process: septin cytoskeleton organization; endocytosis; cortical actin cytoskeleton organization.